UGCCCCAGGGCCGAGCCCUUUUUCUGACUGACCCCGCUUCGCGAGCAAACGCCUGCUCCGUGACGUCACAGCCCUGCCCAUCCCCUCAGCUUGAUGUCAUCUGGAGUCCCUCUCCCUGUUUCACUUCGUACUUCCUUGGUGUCCUACUCACCUGGCCCAUUGCUGAGCUCUGUGGCACUGCACAGAACUUGCCAAACUAGAUUUGCUGUGGGAAACUCCUAGGACUUUUUUCGCAAACUCUGGGGUGUUGCGAAGCUUGAUAAUCACCGCCUCCAAGUCUAGUCUGUCAUCCCGCCGCACUGUCAGUUGCUGUCCUUGCACGGCUCCCCAUUCGGAGUUCCUAACUCCAACCCUAGAACCCAGCAGUGAUGUGGAGGUGGAGACCCACAGGAGCCCCGGACUUCACCUGAGCUACCUCAGUGGUCACCAAGGGUGGCAAGAAAAGGAAGAAAGCCCUGAGUUAGGAGGGACCAGGAUGCCUGAACGGGACAGCUAUGCCAACGGCACUGGGAGCAGCGGUGGAGGCCCUGGAAGCGGUGGCAGCGAGGAGGCCAGUGGGACAGGGGCAGGCAGUGGCGGGGCCAGCUCAGAUGCCAUCUGUAGAGACUUCCUGAGGAAUGUGUGCAAGCGAGGCAAGCGUUGUCGCUAUCGCCACCCAGACAUGAGUGAGGUAUCCAACUUGGGGGUAAGCAAAAAUGAGUUCAUCUUCUGCCAUGACUUCCAGAACAAGGAAUGUAGUCGCCCAAACUGCCGAUUCAUCCAUGGCUCCAAGGAGGAUGAGGACGGCUAUAAGAAGACAGGAGAGCUUCCCCCUCGGCUGAGGCAGAAAGUGGCAGCUGGCCUGGGCCUUUCUCCAGCUGACCUACCAAAUGGCAAGGAGGAGGUCCCUAUCUGCCGGGACUUUCUCAAGGGUGACUGUCAAAGAGGAGCCAAGUGCAAGUUCCGUCACCUACAACGGGACUUUGAGUUUGAUGCUCGGGGCGGAGGAGGCACCGGUGGUGGGGGCUCAACAGGCCCAGUCCCCCCAGGACGACGUCAUGACCUCUAUGAUAUUUACGACCUCCCUGACAGGGGCUUUGAGGACCAUGAGCCAGGCCCCAAGCGCCGGCGAGGUGGAUGCUGCCCCCCAGAUGGCCCCCAUUUUGAAUCGUAUGACUAUAGCCUAGCUCCACCCCGAGGGGUGGAGUGCAGACUGCUAGAGGAGGAGAAUGCCAUGCUCAGGAAGCGGGUAGAGGAGCUAAAGAAGCAGGUCAGCAACCUUCUGGCUACCAAUGAGGUACUCCUGGAACAAAAUGCCCAGUUCCGAAAUCAGGCCAAGGUCAUGACCCUGAGCUCCACUGCACCAGCGACUGAGCAGACUCUGGCCCCUACUGUGGGCACUGUUGCCACUUUUAACCAUGGCAUUGCCCAGACUCACACUACUCUCAGCAGCCAGGCUUUACAGCCUCGCCCCGUGUCUCAGCAAGAACUGGUGGCCCCCGCUGGAGCUCCAGCUGCUCCCCCAACUAAUGCUGCACCUCCUGCUGCUCCACCACCCCCACCCCCACACUUGAACCCAGAGAUCACACCACUGUCAGCAGCUCUGGCUCAAACAAUUGCCCAGGGAAUGGCACCCCCACCUGUCUCCAUGGCUCCUGUGGCUGUAUCUGUGGCCCCUGUGGCCGUAUCGAUGGCCCAGCCCCUGGCAGGAAUCACAAUGAGCCACACCACCACUCCCAUGGUGACUUAUCCCAUCGCUUCCCAGAGCAUGCGUAUCACAGCAAUGCCACACUGAUGGGGCUAAUGGACACUCCCCUGGUAUAGCAUCCCAGGGCUGGGGUCGAGGGGCCCUUUCCCAUCCACUCGCCUAGCUCUCUCAAGCCCUGUCUGAAGGGCUCAUUCAAGAACUAGGACAAGAGACUACAAGGAGUUUGCUUCUGAGAAGGGGUUGAGCUGGUGGGUUUUCUCUCACCUCCCUUUUAUGAGGGUCCUCUUGUCCAUCUUCCUUCAAGCCUCACAGAGGGGGCUUGCAUAGGAGUGCAGACUGAAGCCAGCAGAGAGGAAGGACUGAUUGAGGGGCUGUAUGUCCCCUGAUGGGAAGUUGGGGACAUACCUGGUCUUGUCCUCUCUUCUGCACAGCACAGGUUCCAGCACUGGCUUUGGAAGAAAAAAAUAUCCCACCCAGAGGGAAAGCCAGGAAAGAUUGGGAAGUGGGUGACCAGGAGCUUAGAAGGCCUGAUAGGAGCCUUCAGACAAUUUGGGACCCAGUUAAGUUGGACAAUACAGGAACUGCUCCUGGGCCCGUGGGAAGGCGGGGACCAUAGUACUCCAGCCCAAAGACUAGGGGAGCAUUCAUGACCUUGGCUUGGCCUGGAAAUCCAUAAGGCAGGGCCCACCACUUUCCAAAGAAAUAAAAAAACAAUUAUUUUUAACAAACGGAGGCAGUGAAAACUUGCUUAGAUAUCCUGUGUGGAAGAUGGGAGCAGUAAAUAGAUGUCAUGCCAAAAUGGGAUAAAGACUCCAUGCUCACAGAACUUGAAUAAGGUGGGACGCAGGCCAGUGAAGAAGGGUAGGGACCCAGAACAAGACCAAAUGGGACUUUGGGGAAGGCACUUUGUGGGGUAAAAGCAUUGGAGCCACUUAGUCUAGUUUAAAAAUAGUCCCAUCUGUUCUGGUUUCUAUCUGCAUGUACUGUUCCCAGGUUGCCUUAGUAACCAGGGCUCCUAGGGUCAUUUAGGGAGACAGGUACUAAGGAGGGUGGAUGUGCUGGGAAACGGAAAUGGGAUAUGUAUUGACAGAUCUUUCCCUUAUUCAAAUAGAGCAGGGUGGUGGCGGUUACUCUGUUAGUUAUUGAUGGCAGUUCAUGCCCUUCCUAUCCCAUCCAUUCCUCAGUUACGAAUGCCUUAAGGCUUCAAGGCUUGGGAGGUGCUGAGAAAAGGAGAGUUCUGGGACACGAUUCUCAGGGUUCAUCCCUUUUUUCCCUCUGCUUCCACAUAGGACCACAGAGGUUUUAAACCCAAUUAAGAAUCAGUAAGGCUGAGGGUCCCAAUAGCCAAACCUCAGUUCCUCAGUUCAUGGCUGAUAUAGGGGAAACAAUUCAGCUGUCUACUCUAAUGGGACAGUGGAUUUGGGGGUAGAGAAAGUGACCCUGGGUUGUUCUCCCCCCAAUAUAUCUCUUGCUACCUCCUGUUCUCAUGUCCGGUUAAUCACUCAGGUUAUACCUGGAUUUGGAAGAUGAUGGGCUAGGUCAAGGCCGGUCGGAAAAAAAGGGUCUAAAGACUAAAAAUGGGCAAAUACUGAAAUAUUAUUUGUGCAUUUUUUAGAAACCACACCUUGAUAAGCUAACUGUUGGUUUUCUGGCACAAUUCUGGAUUAUUAAAAGAGAGAGUUUAUGAGCA
This is a messenger RNA of Hipposideros armiger (great roundleaf bat), 3377 nucleotides long. RefSeq names its product zinc finger CCCH-type containing 10 (gene ZC3H10). Lineage: Eukaryota; Metazoa; Chordata; Mammalia; Chiroptera; Hipposideridae. Gene Ontology annotation, molecular function: RNA binding; metal ion binding. The record is from RefSeq and is a predicted model, not a curated record. The transcript is spliced from 3 exons. Bases 476 to 1774 code for a protein of 432 amino acids. Gene Ontology annotation, biological process: regulation of RNA splicing.